UAACCGCGAGCCGAGGGACGGAAAUCCCAUUACCGGGGGCUGCUAACGCAGCCGUCAGCGGGAGAAAGUGAAAUCAGCUCGUCGGGUUUGGUUCGCGUUGGAAGAAGAAAUAAGGGAUUCGCGAGGACUGAGUGGAACUCAGGAGCUACUGAGACUGUUUUCGAGAGGCUUUGAAUAAACCGAAAAGGAGGCAGGAAAAUGGCCUAAUUAGCGAGGAGCGUGACCGACAACCUGGUGCAAAUGUGUUGGUGGUAAUUUCCCAAGUUGGACCUCAAGGCAGACACAUGCAUCAGCGCACACACACAUACAAGAGUUCUCGAGACCUUCCCUUCCUGCCGCCCGCCCCGGUCCUCCAUGGAUUCCUACAGCUUCCACUUUGAGAGAAUGAGCAACGUGGACCUGCACCCUUUGAGCCUGCCCAUCAGCCGGCUCUCCCCAGCCAAGUCCAACAGCAGCAUCGCCGACCAGUUCGCCCACCACCAGCACGGCAAAGGAGACUCUGCCUACAGCUCCUUCUCUGGUGGGUCCACUGCCCCAGACUACCCUUCUCCCUUUCUUACAGAGGACCUGCAUUCCAGCUCCUUCAGCCACUAUGCUGAUCUGAAGUAUGUAAAGUCCAUUUAUCAUCCAUCCCAGGUACUACAGUCUGACUCAAAGACCAUGGACCAGCUCUGUCGCUCUGUAGAAGCGAUCUCGAAGCACUAUAACAACAGCAGCACUAAUCACAUUGGCAAUGACGCCUUCACUAACAACCAAGCAAUCUCUAAACAGGACACGCCGUUUGCUCCUGUCCGUCCUCCCCCAGUCCCAGCCCGCCUGGAUAGUUUCAUAGCCACCAAAAACCUGGAGAACAGCCGGGUGCACCACCACGGUGCCGAGCUUCAGACCCAGCAGCUGCAGCCUCAGCACCAGCCCAGGCCGUACAGUCGACCCCAUCUCCCACCCUACGCUGGAAAUGACUCCAGACCGGAGACCCCUAACCCAGACGCAGGCAACCCGAAGCUCCCCUCUGAGCCAGUGUACUCAGUCUGGCGGGGCCCUCAACAACAGCAGCCACAGGGCCAGCAAGUACCCAGCUACUGCCCCCAUCUCCAGCCCCACGAUCAGACCAGAAUGAACCCAGAAUAUCUCUUCAUCGUGGAUAACAAUGCUGCAUCCGAGCAGAAGUCAACAAACCUCCUAAGCCGCUCACCUCCCAGAGGCGUGAGCCAACCUGAGCACCCUAAACCCAGACAGCCCUCAACCGGCGGUGGAUGUAAUGGGGAUCUCCACCACAAGCCCUCCGGUUCCAGUGGCCAUUUUGAGAGUCGGCGAAAAAGAGCACACUCUGCUCACGAUGCGCUUGGUGAGCCAGUCCGAGCGUCCAGCCCCUGGAAUGCUGGCCCCGCUUUUCUGAACAGCAGCAUACAACAUAAGGGCCAGUUCUACUUUGUCACAGGAGUGUGUAAUCUGUCCGAGUCUGGUAUGAGAACACACUCUGCAUCUCUGAGUGGGUCUGAGGCCGGGAGCGAGAGCUCCACGCUGUUGGAAAAGUACCACCUCAGAGAGAGAGAAAGGAGCCACAGCACUAUGGAUAAUCUGUUUAGACCUCUACAAGACAGUUCCCGCGCGUCCAGUGGUACGAUUUCAGUGGAGAGAGAGUCCUUCACGCCCCUGCCCCAGGACGAGGACCUGGCCUCCAGGAGUCCGGAUCAGGAGAAUCACCGGCCAUCGCCCUUCUCAACAAAGUCCUCUCGAAGCUUUGACGCCUUAGAAGAUGUUGACACGAUUCAUAGUCGAGACAUCGGCCGCCACACCCCCAGCAACCCUAUAUUCUACUGUGGACCUGACAGGAACUGCUCCCCACCUUCAGCUGCACAAACAAAGGAGGUCGCUUCGCUGAUAAGUAAUGACCACGGCAAAGACGAGCAAUUAAAGCGAGGGAAGAGGCAGCCCCUGGGAGACGUGGCCAGUGAGAGGAUAAACAAGGAAACCACCCCGCUCCUGUACCACCUGACAGGAGCCAACAGGGCAGCACUGCAGCCCAAACGGGAGCCGGGCCUGAACAAACCCAGCCACGUGGACGCGGCGCUAAAUGAUAAUGAGAGAGCUCUGCAAGUUGACACCAGCAGAAAUGAUAGAGGUGACGUCAUCCCCAUUGAAUCCAACACUCUGGAUGAUUCAUUCAAAAAGUACUACAAAGAAAAGCUGAAGGACGCCCAGUCCAAAGUCCUGCGGGAGACAUCUUUUAAAAGAAGAGACCUACAACUGUCAUGGCCGCACCGCAUCAGGCCAAAACCCGAGCUGAGGCCCACCGUGAUCCACUCCUUCCACCCGUCACAGGGCUCGGAGACGUCCACGGACACGCUCACUCCCUCUGUGACCUCUGAGGACACAGAGAGGGGGGGAAUAAAGGAGCAGACGGAGGAGAAGCAGGCGAUGGUCGAUAAGGAGACCGAAAAGGAGAACGGGAGGCCGGCAAACGUGGCCCAGCCGCAGGUGGCGCGCAUCGGAGGCAGGCGACGCCUGACCGCGGACCAGAGGAAGAUGUGCUACUCUGAGCCGGAGAAGCUCCACCAGCUCGGCGCCGCCCCCCCCAGCCACUCGGCCUGCCGCUCCAUCGGCAAUGACAGUGAGAACGCGUUCGUGGUUGAAGGCCGAGCAGAGGAGCGUGAGCACGGAGAGCAGGGCCUCGUCGCGGCGCGGAGGAAGAUGUUCGAGUCCAGAGGUCGCGCCCUCUCGGCCUCCAGCGCCCUGAAGACGAACCUGAAGAACCUGCAGCACAAGGCCCUGGUGGAGUACAUGGAGCGGAAGACGGGCCAGAAAGUGGCCGAGCCACAGCAGCCGGCGCCUCAAGAAGCGCCUCCAGCCAGACAGAGGCAUUCUCUGGGAGAGAGACCGUUCGACUGGGGUCCGAGGCCGCUGUCAGGAGGUCCCGAAGCCAAGAACACUAAAAAGAAAAGCCACAGACCCCACUCUGCAGGCCGCAUCCUCGACUCCUCCACCAGCUCCAUCAGGUAUGCGCAGUUCUUCUCAGCCCAGUCCAGUUCAGGCCAGUCGGACCAACCCAGAUGGAGGCAGAGCCAGGGUCCAACCCAGGCCAAGUGUGUGUCAGUGGAGAGUCUCUUGGACCAGCCAGAACCACCCAGCUUCUUCAGGAACAGAUCAACAUCAACGCCACAUGAACUUGAGACAUGCGACCACGAGAAGGAUCCAUCAGCAGUCGAUACUACAGAAACAUGGAGUCCCCAGGAGAACGCCACAGAGAAGCCCCCAGUAAAAGCCGCUGAGCAGCAGCAGGUCCGUGUGGUUGCUCAGAGGGGGAAGUCCAUGGAAGAGCUCGGGGCUACAAAAUUACCCAGAACCUGUGCUCUGAGUAAAAGCUCCGAGCAGCUGGAUCAGCUGUGGAGGCGCUCGGCUGGGCCGGGAGGCCCCAACAGAGAGGUCUCGUUCAUCCACGCCGAGGAGCGGGAGAGCGGGAGGAAGAAGAGCGAGGCAGGAGAAGAGGGUUUCAGGCAGCAAAACACUCAGGGACAGAUGCAGAACCAAACCCAGAAACGGUUCCCUUUAAAACAGAGCUCACAGGAAUCACCGGAGAAGGCGACCAGUAGACCCGCCUCCCCCGUCUCCCCCAUGUCCCCCGUCUCGCCCAUGUCCCCCGUCUCACCAGCCUCCCGCCCGUCUUCCCGGGCCAGGAUUCACUCUGGAUCCCACAGCCCUGUAACAGAUGAGUUCAGGGGCAGCAGGUUUCCCACUGAGUCCGCAUCCAACCCACCUUCCCCCCGGAGUCCAGAGACCAGCGAGAGAGAGAUCGGUUCCACCUCAUCUACCCCCACCCAGACAAAGCCGGCUGGUGAAAACAGGCCCUGCUUCAGAUUCAAGACGUCUCCUUCUAUGGGCGAGUCAGAGAGAGAGCAGUCGGUGGAUGAGCCCAGCGGUGACGCCUCACAACUUGAAGUGUCUCUGACGUCUGGCGUCACCACAGAUCCUUCGCUGUGGUCGGCUCCGCCAGGAGACGAGCUCACGAAGGAUGUCCAGACAUCCCCACUGUCAGACGCUUCUGAGGCCGAGUCCGGCGGCUCAGACACCUCCGUGCCUCCCCACCCCUCCGUCUCUGACGCAGAGAGUCAACAGGCCGGCGGCAACAAGGAGGAGAAUAAUCCAGAAAGUGAAGAUAGGAAGUCUGGAGAAAAUCCAGAGCUGGAGGAGAGACGACCGCCAGAGGGAGAGACGGAGAGCGUGCAGAGGCCGGUGGAGAGACCUCAGUGGGAGGAGCUAGUGGAGGAAGUGGUGAAGGCUGACCAGUCGCUGAGCACGGUGCUCUACCCGCUGACCAAUCGGAAGACGGCGCUGAUGCUCAUGGAGCAGCUGCUCUCGGAGGACACGCUGCUGAUGGAGGAGCACUACAAGAAGAAGCAGGAGCAACGAGGAGCUGCGGGAAGCGCUGGAACAGUGGAAGCUGCCGAAGCGUGUCCUCGUCCCGCUGACCUUGAACCUCAGCGCCCGGAUGAGCAGAGCAAAAAGGACGUGGCUGAGAAGAAGCGUCUGCUGUUGACCUACAUCGAGGAGCGCCUGCGGGCGCUGGAGGAGGCCCGCGCCGGCCUCCAGGCGGAGGUCCAGGACAACGCGGCCCUCGGGGAGGCUCUGGCGGCGCUGGUCCGUGAGCGCUGUGUGCCCGUGGAGCUGGAGCGGUACAACCUGUUCAUCGGAGACCUGGAGCGGGUGCUGAGUCUGCUGCUGUGCCUCUCGGCGCGCCUGGCCCGCGUGCAGAACGCCCUGAGCACCGUGGACCAGCACACGGACGCCGAGGAGAAGCAAUCCCUGGACAGUCGCCAUCGUCUGCUGUGCAAGCAGAGGGAGGACGCCAAAGACCUGAAGGAUAACCUGGACCGGAGGGAGAGCCUGGUCUCCACCUUCCUGUCGCGCCAGCUGUCGGCCGAGCAGCUGCAGGACUACCGGCGCUUCGUCCAGACCAAGGCCUCGCUGCUCAUCCAGCAGAAGGACCUGGAGGAGAAGCAGAAGCUCGGGGAGGAGCAGCUGGAGGCGCUUUCUAACAGCCUGGGUCUGUAAGAAGAAGGUCACGAGAGCUUUCUGUUCAGGAAGACGUUUGGUGGGAUGUGAAAUCGAACUGUCUCCGACCCUGUCGUGACUUUCCUCCAUCCAUAAAAGCAUGUGACCGCCUCCACGCGGGUCCAUCCGUGGACGGACCUGAAGCCGCUUGCCUGUUGCCGUGUCUGAGGGUCCCCGCUCUCCGCCCAGCUCCACUCUGCGUCUGAGGAUGUUGUACGUGUGUGACUCUGAGGACACGACGCGCCCGCUUUUCCGUGUGCCUUUUAAAUUGGUGAUGCUGUGGAAGCCUUUUCAUUAGCGCUGCUGUGUGGAAUCUUUGCACGCAAAUCAGCAGACGUUCUUCACCUGUCGUUAACAGGCUCCAUCCCUGCGUCUGCACCUGAGGAAACCUACUAUAAGCUUUAAGAUUCUGUUGUGAGCAGUGGGAGGCUUCAAAGAGCGUAGCCUGCUAGGGAGCGGUGAACUGUAUCAUGUCUGUAAACUGUACAGUAGAUGUAGCAGAUUUAAGCUUGUUCUCGUUUUUUAAUAUGUUUCAAAUUAAGGCACUAAAAACCAAAAAGGUGAACGAAAAAAGCACUUUGUAAUUACACAUGAAUGCACAUUAUUAUUCACAUCCAAUUCGUUCUCAGAAUGAUUUCAAGUGAAAGCCUUCCUCCAUCCAGUAGAACUGUUCCCGUUUCACUUGUUGUCUUUGGUCGAAAUAGGAAUAUUGAAAUAAUGUUUUCAGCGAAAGGUACAGGAGGAGACUCAUCAGCUCUGUGUACAAAACACGUUUCAUACUUCAAGUCUUGAUGAUUUCACGCUGGAACGAUUCCUCAUGCAGAGGUGUUAAACCUCUUUAAAGAUUAGAAAUAAGCAGCAAUUAUGUCAGAGUAUUUUCUCCCAAUGUUGUCAGAGGUGACAUGUGAUACUUGAAACACGCUUCGAUCUUCACUUCAGGUGUCUGCCUGUUAUCCUCAUCACACUUUCCCACUUAAUAGCUAUUCUCAAUAAAAGUCCAAGAUUUUUUUUUCUUUAAUUAGAGCCUUACAUUCCUCAUUAUUUGUCGUUAGCAUUUGUGGUUAGAUUGAUUGUGUGUUUGUGUGUGCGUGUGUGUUAGAUUUGUCAAACAGAAAGACAGAACUCCUG
Molecule: messenger RNA, 6177 nt
Organism: Betta splendens (Siamese fighting fish)
Lineage: Eukaryota; Metazoa; Chordata; Actinopteri; Anabantiformes; Osphronemidae
Gene: shroom1
Product: shroom family member 1
Biological process (GO): actin filament organization
Cellular component (GO): apical plasma membrane; adherens junction; apical junction complex
Molecular function (GO): actin filament binding
Source: RefSeq, a predicted model, not a curated record